UUCUAUCCAUUUGUUGUAGAACAAGAAUGGAGCUAACGGCUGAGAAGCAUUCUAUUCCUCUGAGUGAUGGCAACAGCAUUCCUCUGAUGGGACUCGGCACUUACGGAGAUCCCCGCGCGACCCAUAAAGGAAGUGGAUAUGAAGCCGUCAAAGUGGCCAUCGAAGUAGGAUACAGACACUUUGAUGGGGCUUUGGUCUAUUUUAAUGAACAUGAGGUGGGGCAAGCAAUACGGGAAAAAAUUGCUGAUGGAACUGUGAAGAGGGAGGACAUCUUCUAUUGUGGAAAGUUGUGGAACACUUUCCAUCCCCCGGCACUGGUACGGCCUGCUUUGGAGAAAACUUUGAAGACAUUGCAGCUGGAUUAUGUUGACCUCUACAUAGUAGAACUGCCUUUAGCCUUUAAGCCAGGGGAUGAUUUCUACCCUAGAGAUGCAAAUGGAAAGUGGCUUUAUCAUGAGACGGACCUCUGUGCUACAUGGGAGGCGUUGGAGGCUUGCAAAGAUGCCGGGCUUGUGAAAUCUCUUGGAGUGUCCAACUUCAACAAGAGGCAACUGGAGAUGAUUCUUAAUAAACCUGGGCUGAAACACAGGCCUGUCUCAAACCAGGUUGAAUGCCAUCCCUAUUUCACUCAGCCAAAACUGAUGGAAUAUUGCCAGCAAAAUGACAUUGUGAUUGUAGGAUACAGCCCACUGGGGACAAGUAGAGACGAAUCUUGGGUAAAUCUAAAAUGCCCACCGCUGUUGGAGGAUGAGCUGCUUGUAUCAGUAGCUAAAAGGUACAACAAGACGACAGCCCAGGUGGCGCUGAGGUUCAAUUUGCAGCGAGGAGUGGUGGUCAUCCCAAAGAGCUUCAACCCUGAUCGAAUCAGGCAGAACUUUGAGAUAUUUGACUUCUCCCUUUCUGAGGAUGAAAUGAAGGCAAUUGAAAGACUGAACAAGAAUAUUCGUUUUGUGGAGCUCCGUAUGUGA
Messenger RNA from Solea solea (common sole), 968 nucleotides. RefSeq names its product aldo-keto reductase family 1 member D1-like. Gene Ontology annotation, biological process: bile acid biosynthetic process. NCBI's taxonomy places the organism in Eukaryota, Metazoa, Chordata, Actinopteri, Pleuronectiformes, Soleidae. Gene Ontology annotation, cellular component: cytosol. The coding region runs from base 27 to 968 and encodes 313 amino acids. Gene Ontology annotation, molecular function: Delta4-3-oxosteroid 5beta-reductase activity; aldose reductase (NADPH) activity. The transcript is spliced from 7 exons. The record is from RefSeq and is a predicted model, not a curated record.